Molecule: messenger RNA, 261 nt
Organism: Emiliania huxleyi CCMP1516
Lineage: Eukaryota; Haptophyta; Isochrysidales; Noelaerhabdaceae
Exons: 3
Coding region: 1-261 (86 amino acids)
Molecular function (GO): protein binding
Source: RefSeq, a predicted model, not a curated record
AUGCCCCGCCGACGCGCCUCCGCGCCGCGCCCAGGGCUUGUCGGCAGGUUCGGCCUAAGGGUCGACCUCAACGAGCCGGUCGUCGCGGUCAAGCGACUCAUCGCUCAGCGCGAGGGCGUGCGCGUCAAGGCCCAGCGCCUCAUCUUCUUUGGGACGCCGCUCGAGAACGGCCGCACCCUCUCCGACUACAACAUCGUCGCGACCGACUCGGUGGACCUGCUUCUGCGCAACCUGGGGGGGGCGCGGCCGAGCGAAGCGUAA